This is a messenger RNA of Beta vulgaris subsp. vulgaris (sugar beet), 1982 nucleotides long. Its product is annotated as serine/threonine-protein kinase SRK2E. The record is from RefSeq and is a predicted model, not a curated record. Lineage: Eukaryota; Viridiplantae; Streptophyta; Magnoliopsida; Caryophyllales; Amaranthaceae. The transcript is spliced from 9 exons. Gene Ontology annotation, cellular component: nucleus. The coding region runs from base 738 to 1676 and encodes 312 amino acids. Gene Ontology annotation, molecular function: protein serine/threonine kinase activity; ATP binding. Gene Ontology annotation, biological process: protein phosphorylation; intracellular signal transduction.
UUAAUUAGAUAUGAUUUUACUUCGGGCUUGUGAAGUUUUAGUGUUAUCUAAUUCGCUAAAUCCUGUCGACUAUUUAAUGAUUCUAUAAUGGUGAAUUGGUACGUGCAAGUGGUAUAUUUUUGGGAUGGUUUAUCGUAACUAGGUAACGAAUUGUUAAACCUUGCGACUAUUUAAUGAUUCUACAAUGGUAAAUUGGUACGUGUAAGUGGUAUACUUUUGGGCUGGUUUAUCGUAACUAGUUAACAAAUUGUUAAACCCUUCGCGACUAUUUAAUGAUUCUACAAUGGUGAAUUGUUACGUGCAAGUGGUAUACUUUUGAGCUGGUUUAUCGUAACUAGGUAACAAGUUGUUAAAACCGGCUACCAUUUUUUCUGUAGUGAUGGGAUGAGGUGAAUGUGAGGAUUAAAUAACAUUUGGAAGACAAAAAUAAGAUAAGAUGAACUUGAUAUAGAUACAUGUUACAACUCUUUAUAUUGUAUGUUCAGCAACUUUGAUUGUGUAUUAAGACAAUUAAGUCACCUUUAUGUUGAAGCUAAAUUCUCACAUUCAAGGAACUUUGGGUUUGGAAUGAGAGUGAUCAUGUAUUAUAGGUUUUAUGAUCUUGUUGAUGUGAUUCAGCUUGGAUCUUUUUGCAUUUGACGAAUCAUUGUUUUUUUUUGGUUGUAUCCUAUGCUAUGUGACAUUGUGAGUGUGUUCUGUUUUUUAGUCUUUCCUUCUCAGGAGCAGGAGAUUUUUAUAUGAUAGAUGAAAAUGUGCAGAGAGAAAUCAUUAACCAUAGGUCACUGAGACAUCCCAACAUUGUCAGAUUCAAGGAGGUUAUAUUGACACCAACACAUUUAGCUAUUGUCAUGGAAUACGCAUCGGGUGGAGAGCUGUUUGAACGUAUUUGUAACGCUGGACGGUUCAGUGAGGAUGAGGCACGAUUCUUCUUUCAACAAUUGAUUUCUGGGGUCAGCUACUGUCAUGCGAUGCAAGUUUGCCAUAGAGACUUAAAGUUGGAGAACACGUUAUUGGAUGGAAGUUCAGUUCCUCGCUUGAAGAUUUGUGAUUUUGGGUACUCUAAGUCCUCAGUCCUGCAUUCUCAACCCAAAUCAACUGUUGGAACUCCUGCUUAUAUUGCACCGGAGGUCUUACUGAAGAAAGAAUAUGACGGCAAGAUUGCAGAUGUGUGGUCUUGUGGGGUAACUUUGUAUGUAAUGCUGGUUGGAGCUUACCCAUUUGAAGACCCUGAGGAACCUAAGAAUUUUCGUAAAACAAUUCAUAAUGUCGCCAUCUGCUCUCAAGGAUAUUUGUGGCUGACCCUGCCAAGGAAUGCAGGGAAUGUUGCGCGUUAUGUUACCCACUUCACCAUCCUGACCACUAAAUUUGUGUGGCAUUGUCAGAGAAUUUCAAUUCCUGAGAUAAGGCAGCACGAAUGGUUUCUGAAGAACCUACCAGCAGAUCUCAUGGAUGAGAACUCGGCAGACAGUCAGUACGAAGAGCCGGAUCAACCAAUGCAAAGUAUUGACGAGAUUAUGCAGAUAAUCUCAGAGGCAACUAUACCUGCAGCUGGAUCCCAGAGUCUGAACAAGUAUCUUACCGGGGACUUGGACAUUGAUGACGAUAUGGAAGAGGAUCUAGAAUCUGAUCCCGAGCUUGAUCUUGAUAGUAGCGGGGAGAUUGUAUAUGCUGUUUGAUGAAGUAUCUUCUCUGAAAUAUGGCGCGGAAAGAAAGAAUCCCAAAGAAUGAAGCUCAACUGUAAUUUGUAAAUGAGUGACUGGGAUUUUCAAAGGGAAACUAAAAAAAAGCCUUUAGUUCUCUCUUGUUCAUGUCAUGUAAUAUUUGUAUAAUUUCUAUUACUAUGCCUUUGUGGUACGCAAACUUUGCACCUCUCUUCACAGAAAUGAGAUGUAAAAUUAUGUGUUUACCUUCUUCUGGUAUCUCAUUCAAGUGUAUAUUAGAAAGUAAAAUGGGAGAUUAGGUGUUUUAAGAUUUUCUUAUUA